This is a messenger RNA of Colletotrichum destructivum, 2135 nucleotides long. RefSeq names its product Putative Tle1 phospholipase, alpha/Beta hydrolase. Bases 398 to 2005 code for a protein of 535 amino acids. The transcript is spliced from 6 exons. Lineage: Eukaryota; Fungi; Ascomycota; Sordariomycetes; Glomerellales; Glomerellaceae. The record is from RefSeq and is a predicted model, not a curated record.
CUACCUCUUUCCUCUCAUAGGACAGCCUUACGGGGACUAGUUUUGUUUUCUGUUUCCUCCUCAUACCUGUGCCUCAGACAGACAAGUCCCGUCGACUGCCCCUCUUGUUGAUAUAAAGAGGGAAUCUACCACGUCCCGCUGUAUAGGGACUCCCAAGAAGCCGAACAUUGCAAGUCGCAGACGUCAACAACCAAGCAAAGAAGACCGACCCCGUCGAGUUUUUGAGAACUGGCUGAAACACUGCCUACUCACUCUACCUUGUAUCGACGAGCACGCACCCCAUCCUCGCCGUUUCCCUCAAUCAAUCUUCGCUCCCUGCUCAACUACCUGUCCAAGCCACGACUCUACCGCCGCCUUGGUCUGUUCGCCAAAGCUCGCCGAGGUCAGGCUGUUCAUCAUGGCAACCCCGCCUACUCCCAUGAAGUACUCUCCAAAGAGACUGGUUGUGUGCUGUGAUGGCACAUGGAUGAACUCGGAGAGCGCCUACGUGAAACCCACCUUCUGGAAGCCCAAGGGCUCCCUCCAGAUCCCAUCCAACGUGACUCGGAUCUCGAGAUGUUUUCGCCGUAGGUGCAGCGACGGUCGAGUGCAAGUCAUCGAGUACGAGUCGGGCGUCGGCACGGGGAGCAACACCCUCGAUACCCUCACCGGCGGCGCCUUUGGUAUUGGUCUCGGCGAAAGAGUCCGCAAUAUCUACAGCUUUCUCUGCGCAAACUACUGCGACGGCGACGAGAUUGUCCUUGUCGGCUUCUCGCGGGGCGCCUAUAUCGUCCGCUGCGUUGCUGGAAUGAUCGCUGACCUGGGCCUCCUGACCCGUGAAGGGGUGGAGCAUUUUUGGCCUAUCUUCAAAGACAUGGAGAAUUGGAACAACCACCGCUACCGUGACGAGUUCCCUACCGUGCCGUUUGACAACAAACCCAAGGGUGAGGGGGCUGCGGAUGUUUACCGGUCUAGGUUGGAGAAGCUUGGCAUGACCCGUGUUCGACAAGAAGAAGGCACUGGCGACAUCAUCAAGGUCAAGGCUGUCGCCGUCUGGGAUACCGUCGGUAGCCUAGGCAUCCCCCAAAUUGCCUGGUUGAACAGGCUUGGAAUCUACGCAUCGAACCAGGAGUUCAAGUUCUGGGACACGAGCCUUUCAGACAGAGUUGAGCACGCAUUUCAGGCUCUUGCCCUUGACGAAACACGCUAUUCUUUCCAACCCGCUGUGUGGGAACGCCUCGAGGCCAAUAAGCUGUCGACGGAUCUUCGACAGGUUUGGUUCCCUGGUAACCACUCGAACUGCGGCGGUGGUUGGAAUGACCAGGGAAUGGCCAACAUCACGCUUGCUUGGAUGAUGGACCAGCUGGCUUCGAUCGGCGUUGAGUUUAACCACCGCGCCCUCGAGCGCUGUGUGGAACAAUCCAACACUUUCUAUGCGGAGUUGCUGAAACCGAAGAGCACUCUGAAGUGGGCCACGGAGCCCAUCUACAGCCAGAACCACCCUCUCAGGCCAUGGGGUCUGGGCGCCAUCCAGAAGACACCGAGCCUUCUCUAUUCCUUGGCCGGAAAGAUUACUCGCUCGCCCGGUCUGUACAGGCAGGCCAACGCGCACACAGAAGCUCUGAGCGGUCCCUUUCUCAAGGACACGAACGAGCGUAUUCACUCCUCAGUACGUAUUCGUCUGGCCUGUAAAGGCCUCGGUCUCAACGAUGUUGGUGUGUGGGACAAUCCAGCCUUGAAGAAGAACUGGAAGCUCGUCCGUAAAAAGGCCCAGUAUCACGACCCGGUGCCGAACCACCCUUCUUGGGAGCCUGAGGAGGACAGACAGGAGUGUAUGGAGCAUCCUUCCCAGUCCGAUGACGGCCGUUGGGUCUGGGAGUACUGCGGGCCCGAUGAGAAGGCCCCUACCAGCGCUUCAGCGAGGGUCAUGGUGGAGGAGCCUUUGGGACCGUACGAGCGUCACCUGUUAAAGUUGACGGGUGGCAACCCCAACGUGUACCAAAACAACCACGAGAAGGCUCGGUGAAAGAGCCAGGCUGUUUCCAUUUGCAUCAUUAGGCGUUUAGAUACCACCUUGUCCUGAUUCCCCCGGCUUCGGUGUUUCGUAAGGCUUGUUUUCAGGACAUGAAGAUAGAUUAAUCGAGCAUUUUUAUGAC